AUGGCCAAUGUACACCUCCUGCUGCUGUGUGCUGCCCUGGUGUUUACUAGCCAUGUGCAUGGAGCCACACUGAGAAAUGAAGACAAAUGGAAGCCACUCAGCAACCCCAGGAACAGAGAACUGUUUUUCAGAAGCCUUCAGGCAUAUUUUAAGGGCAGAGGUCUUGAUCUAGGGAAGUUUCCAAAUAUUUUCUCCAUGAGUGAGAAUCCCAGGCCCCUGUCCUUCCAAUCAGAGCAGAUUGCUGCUGCAUUUGCAGAUUAUGAAGAGCAGAAAAACUCCUUCCCUAAACACCUUGAAGGCUGAAAGUUUCCUCUGAGAUCAGGUGUCUGUCCAUUUUGAACUGUAGCAGAAGCUUCUCAGUAGAAAAACUCCACCAUGGUUAAG
Messenger RNA from Dipodomys ordii (Ord's kangaroo rat), 384 nucleotides. RefSeq names its product chromosome unknown open reading frame, human C2orf66. Lineage: Eukaryota; Metazoa; Chordata; Mammalia; Rodentia; Heteromyidae. The record is from RefSeq and is a predicted model, not a curated record. The coding region runs from base 1 to 303 and encodes 100 amino acids. The transcript has 3 exons.